This is a messenger RNA of Paramecium sonneborni, 1188 nucleotides long. The record is from the annotation of a GenBank genome assembly. NCBI's taxonomy places the organism in Eukaryota, Ciliophora, Oligohymenophorea, Peniculida, Parameciidae.
AUUAAAAACGGAUUGUAUGAGGAAAUUAGUUUCUAUAUUAUUGAUUUCUCUUACCUUGGCAAAUUAAAUUCAAGGUCCUUUAUCGAAUCCAAUAAUGAAUGAAUUAGAAUAAACUCAUUUGGGAAAAGCAUUUUUGAAAUUACUAAGCCUUAAAUCAAAGGCAUAACAAUUUGAUUUUUCUAAAUUAUAUGCAGCACUUGAUGACUUACAAAAUUCAAUCAAAUCAAGAUUAGCAGAUGAAUAACAAGCAUAUUAAUAGGAUGAAGUCUAAUAUUUCACUGAUAAGGAAUUUUUUUCAGGUCAAAUUACACAAUUCUAGAAUGAAGUAAUGUUAUAAGCUUAGUUUAAUAGAUUGCAUAAUUAGAAAUAGAUGUUACAGAUUUUACUGAAAGCAGAGACUUAUUAUAAAUAGCCUUAAAUGGAAAGGUUGAUGAAUUGAAAGAAGUUUAAUCAUUAGCUGAUGGAUUAUCAAAAAGAAUUUAAAAGGAAGAAGGAAUCUUUAAAGAUCAACAAAAUCAAUAUACAAAUGCUGUUUAAGCUCUUGAUUAAGCCUUAUAAUUAAUUGGAUAACUAAGAGAUGGUUCAUUUAUUUAGAAUAGAAGUGUUUCAUUUUUAGAAGAAGGUCUAAAACAAUUGUAACAUUAAAGAAUAAUGUAUGGGCCUUUAAUUACUGCAUUUACUUAAAUUAUGGCACCAAGUUUUAAUGAUUCUGAAGCAAGUGCAAAAGUUUAAAGAUUAAUUCAAAAUUUGAGAGAUACUAUUGUUAAAAACAAAACAGAUUUAGAAAAUGCAUAUUAAUAAGUGAGAGCCAUUGAUGAUCAUAAUCUUAGUCAAUAUAAUUAAAGAAUAAGCAAUCUAUCAACAAUCAUCAUACCAACUAUUUAAGCUGAAAUCUAAACAAGAGAUGGUAAUUAUAAAUUAUAAUUUAUCAGCUUAAAUUUAAACAAAAUAAAAUUUACUUAAAGAUGCUCAAACAAAUUUCAAGACAGCCUCAGAUAAUUUAGAUAAUACUAAUAACAGAUGGGUUGAAAGGUAAUUUUAUAAUCAUAUAUUAGAACAAAUGAACAUAAUAAGUUGAUGGACUAACUUUUAACUUAAUAGUCCCUAUUUCCCAAAAUUGUAAAUCAAUUAGAGGGAGCAGGAGUUAGAAGAAGAUGAUUUUCUUAAAUUUAUCAAAACAUAAUAUUU